This is a messenger RNA of Cutaneotrichosporon oleaginosum, 957 nucleotides long. RefSeq lists its product as uncharacterized. Gene Ontology annotation, biological process: protein folding. Gene Ontology annotation, cellular component: cytoplasm. The record is from RefSeq and is a predicted model, not a curated record. Lineage: Eukaryota; Fungi; Basidiomycota; Tremellomycetes; Trichosporonales; Trichosporonaceae.
AGAUUCCCUCACCCCAUCGCUACUCUUCUCGCUCUCCGUCUUUCAUUCACCACUCACACCAUGGCCUCAAUUCAGGAGCUUGACAAGAUGUCCAAGGAGGAGCGCGCGGCUUACGAAGCCAAAGAGCGUGCUCGCGAGCAGGCCGAGCAGGAUGCGCUUCCGUACAAGUGGAGCCAAGAUUUGAACACAGUGACAGUCUUCGUCCCUCUACCGAGCGGCACUCGCUCUCGUGACCUCCAGGUCGUGAUGGAGCGCAGAAAGCUCAAGGUCGCGGUCAAGGGCGGCGAGACGCUGAUUGAGGGCGAACUCUUCGAAGAAAUUGCGAAGGAUGACAGCUCGUGGACCAUUGAGAGUGGCACACUCACGUUUGAGCUCGAGAAGAUGAGCGCGCAUAUCGGAAGCCACCGCUGGUGGCCGCACGUCCUGACCCACGAUCCCAAGAUUGAUACGACCAAGAUCCAGCCCGAGAGCUCAAAGCUGAGCGACCUCGACGGCGAGACACGCGCCAUGGUGGAGAAGAUGAUGUUCGACAACCAGCAGCGGCAGGCGGGCAAGCCGACGUCGGACGAACUCCGCAAGAUGGAGGCGCUUGAGAAGUUCAAGAAGGCGCACCCCGAGAUGGACUUCAGCAAUGCCAAGAUGGGUUAGAUGCGGAGAGUAUGCAUUGUAUAAUGUUCAUCACUACGCCCAAUUUGCCCCUCACAGCCAACAUACUAUCUGGCGCCCAGUCAUGUCCUGCCCUGCCCGUGCACCGCGAUGGAGCUCUGCUUCUCCCGUCCCACUUCACCGCCCAGGCGCCUCUCCCGGAUCAGUAGACGCCCUUGCUCCAUACCUUGCUUGCGCUGCCUGUCACUGCUUCCACUCCGUACGCUUUUCCGAUAUUCUCACCGGGGGCCGUGAUCCCGGGCCAUCUGUCGCUUACCCCACAUCCGAUGUAUCGCUUGCAUCACGUCUCUG